CGUAGCAUCCGUUAUACUCCGCAUGUUGCAACACGGAUUUAACAUAGAUGCAUUUUGGCUAGGUAUCCGUACAUAUUUAUAUGAAAAGAAGCAUCAUCCCGAUAAUUUUUGGGAAGCUCUAAAAAAUGCUUACGAUAAAAUAAAUCCAAGAUCAUAUGACAUAAAAGAGAUGAUGUAUCCUUGGUCAAAACAAAAGGGAUAUCCUGUGUUGAAUGUAUUACAUCAUGAUGCGGACAGCGUAAAUGUAUCGGUAGCCAAUCUUAAUGGACCAAAUGAAAAUCGAUGGAUACCUGUCAGCUAUGCCACAGAGACAUAUCCUAAUUUUAAUAUUCCUGCGCCACUUCUUUGGUUGAAACCGCCAAAGAAACCGUUUAAUCAUCCAUAUAAUCAUUAUUUUAUAUUGCCUCUCAGAUACAGAGAGGAUGGUUGGAUUAUAUUUAACAUACAACAAAUUGGAUAUUAUCGUAUCAACUACGAUACUAGAUAUUGGCAAAAAAUUGCUUUAUAUCUGAACAGUGAGAAUUAUCGGAAAAUACAUGUUCUAAAUCGUGCUCAAAUCAUCGAUGAUGCGUUUCAUUUCAUGUUAUUGCACAAAUUAAAAGCUCCAAUAUUCUGGGAACUUACAAAAUACCUAUCGCAAGAGAUAGAUUACAUAGCAUGGUAUCCUAUGUUCAAAGCUAUUCAAUAUAUAUCAAAUUCCUUUACAUAUCUAGAAAUGGGAGAAUAUCCUACUAAGGUAAAUAAUGAUAGAUUUCGUGAAUAAAAAUAUUUUACUUUG
This is a messenger RNA of Formica exsecta, 778 nucleotides long. RefSeq names its product aminopeptidase N-like. Bases 23 to 763 code for a protein of 246 amino acids. The record is from RefSeq and is a predicted model, not a curated record. The transcript has 5 exons. Gene Ontology annotation, molecular function: zinc ion binding; metalloaminopeptidase activity; peptide binding. Gene Ontology annotation, biological process: proteolysis; peptide catabolic process. Gene Ontology annotation, cellular component: cytoplasm. Lineage: Eukaryota; Metazoa; Arthropoda; Insecta; Hymenoptera; Formicidae.